Mugil cephalus (flathead mullet) is the source of this 965-nucleotide messenger RNA. Its product is annotated as histone H2A-like. Gene Ontology annotation, molecular function: DNA binding; structural constituent of chromatin; protein heterodimerization activity. The transcript has a single exon. The record is from RefSeq and is a predicted model, not a curated record. Gene Ontology annotation, cellular component: nucleosome. Lineage: Eukaryota; Metazoa; Chordata; Actinopteri; Mugiliformes; Mugilidae. The coding region runs from base 152 to 535 and encodes 127 amino acids.
GGAGGGCCGCCCUCUGCUGCUCUGCCGGAAGCUUUUCUGGUUGGUCUGUCAGGAACCGUCACCGCUGAGGGUGGUGGACAUAUAAAGGAGGGGUUCUGCUGCUGGAGACACAUUUUCUUUGAGUCUCGAUUCAAGAAAACAAAUCAGCAAAAUGAGUGGCCGCGGAAAAACCGGAGGAAAAGCCAGAGCUAAGGCCAAGACCCGCUCUUCCCGUGCAGGACUCCAGUUUCCUGUGGGCCGUGUUCACAGGCUGCUGCGUAAAGGCAACUAUGCGGAGCGUGUUGGUGCCGGCGCCCCCGUCUACCUGGCGGCUGUGCUGGAGUACCUGACCGCUGAGAUCCUGGAGUUGGCUGGAAACGCUGCCCGCGACAACAAGAAGACCCGUAUCAUCCCCCGUCACCUGCAGCUGGCUGUCCGCAACGACGAGGAGCUCAACAAGCUGCUGGGAGGAGUCACCAUCGCUCAGGGCGGCGUGCUGCCCAACAUCCAGGCCGUUCUUCUGCCCAAGAAGACCGAGAAGCCCGCCAAGAAGUAAACCAUUACCACAUGACUAACAACAAGCCAAACGGCUCUUUUAAGAGCCACACACUACUUCAAAAAAGAGCUCUUUCUCCGUGUAUGAUGUGUAUGCUUGUGCUUUUAUAAACUGCAUUUCUGAAGCGAUUCUGUCUCUGGGUCCUGGACCUGGAGUAAUCGAUAAAUGACAAAAGUCAUUAGAUUAAAUAUACAAAUGUAUAUGUACACAGUAUACGAAAGUGUAUAUUUUAAAUGCAAUAACUUGUAUAUGAAGAUAUGUGGAAAUAUGAACUAUAGGAUAUAACGUGGCUGUAGUGAUUAUAGAAACUACAUUUCCAUGUAGCAGAUAUAUCUGAAUAUGUAGUAAAAACGAGAUCCUGUAACAAAUAUUACAAAUGCUGCUUCAUCUCACCUACUCAACAUGCAUUACUGAUCAGUAAAAUUAAACA